Messenger RNA from Vespula vulgaris, 3315 nucleotides. Its product is annotated as GDNF-inducible zinc finger protein 1-like. The transcript has 7 exons. The record is from RefSeq and is a predicted model, not a curated record. Gene Ontology annotation, biological process: regulation of transcription by RNA polymerase II. Bases 1988 to 3250 code for a protein of 420 amino acids. Gene Ontology annotation, cellular component: nucleus. Gene Ontology annotation, molecular function: protein binding. NCBI's taxonomy places the organism in Eukaryota, Metazoa, Arthropoda, Insecta, Hymenoptera, Vespidae.
AGCUGUGUACAGAGUAAUAGGAUCUAAUACAAAACUUGUACGUAUUAUUGCGUUAAUCUGGAAAUAUAGCAUUUAAAUUUAAAACUCAACACAAUGUGACGUUGUAUAACACCAAUUGUCUCACCAUAUUACGCCCCGAUGAUAGCAGAUAAUUAGUUAGAAAAAUUAUUUUGAAACAGUUAUUAAAAGCGAUAAACAUAAUCAAUGUAUAGUAUUCUGGUUAAAAGUUUAUGGAAGUACAAUGUGAUUAUAGAACAUCAUUUUUGGAGAUUUUCAGAAUGUCGUGUCAAUUGUGUGAAUAAUGAUAUAUAAUGACGUGUGUAUUUAGUGCGUGUAUAUGUAUACACCCACGUAUAUAUGUUAACUAACGAAGAAUAAUUGGAUAUAGAUUUAGGGAAAAAAAAAAGUAAAGUAAGUUAUUGGGAAAAUUUAUAAGAAAUCUACUGUAUUAAGAAUUUAUAGUGAAAAUAUCUGCCUUUACGAGAUUGCGUGCUUGCAAUUUUUAUAUGACCAACUAAAAUAGAAAAAAUACAGUAAAUACUCUCUAUACAUGGUAUAAUUCUAUAUGGAUAUCCAUAAAUGUAAAAGAAAACAUGCAAUAUAUUUUAAAAAUAUAAAAUUAAUGUUCUAUCGCUCAUAUCACAAUCAUAAAUUAAAUGUAUAAUAAAUUCUUUUUAGAUUUCCUUAUAAAAUACAUUUUGAUAUAUUAUUAUUAAACUAUGUAUUAGUAUCAUUAUUUAAACAAACUAUUAAAUCAUAUUCAAUUGUUAUAAGUAAUAAAACUUCUUUUUAUUCGGUAGAUAUAUUUAAAUUUGAUAACAGAAAAGAUAUUUUUGAAUAUAUCAUGAUACAAUAUAAUUAUUUGUAUUUAUGUUCAAUCAUUAUUAAAUUUAGUAUAUACAUAUAUGCAGAUAUGUAUUAAACAGUGAGUUCUGUUAAAAUUAGAUAAGUUAAUAUUAAAGACUAUUUAUUUAUGUGAUAUAGUUACACCAAAACUAAAUCACGUAACUCAUGUAAAUAUGUAACAACCAAAGCAUUUGGUUCAUUAAGGUCACGCUUUAAAAUGUUAGAAAAUGUUUACAAAUGAUUGAUUACCAUUUUUAUUUCAUAAAAAUACUUUUUUGUUUUGGUUACACGAAUAUAAAGUACAUAUAUAUAUCGUGUUAAAAAUGUUGAUAGAAACAAUAUUUUUUGAAUGUAUCAACAAUUUCAAGUAUAAAAACUUUAUAUAAAAUACGAAAAAAUAACCCCUUUAGAAAUUUUAUUAUGUGUAUUACUUGUAAUAAUGUUUUUAUUUAUUUUUUUAUAUUUUUAUAAGGUAACAAUAUUCGUUUUGUUCAAUAAGAUAUUAUAGGAUAAUUACUGUUUCAUUAUAAUUAGAUAUUAAUAAUUAUAUUCAAAUAAUUCAGAAAUAUGAUUGAAUAAUGAAAAAAAUCUAUAUAUUUUUCUAGUUCAAUUUUAAAGGAUCUAUUAAUACUUUUUUUUUUACAAUGAAAAAUAUAUAAGCUUUAUUUUUUUAUUUAUGCUACAAGAAGCAAUUUAGUAGUUAUAAAAAAAAUCUGAAUUUGUAAUCACACAAAAUCAUAAGCACUUCCAAUAAUAUAUACGUAUAGAGCGGAAAACGGAAAGAACAUACUUUUUUUGUAUAUUGGAUGUUCUUUGAUAUUUUCUCGUUAACAUUUUUUUUCUAAAUAUUUUUAGAAGUAGUUAAAUUUUGUUUACGAUAUCGAAGUUGUGGCUUUUAUUUAAUUAAUAUUUGAUUAUUUAUUUUAAAAUCUAUAAUUUUAAGUUUACAAUCUAUAUAAAUUAUACAUCUUUUAAAUUUGGCGCGAACGAAAUUGGCAUACUAUGUAGUGACUGUACUUACACUUCCAUUGCAUACUACAAAAUGUUUGCUUCUUAUUUAGUCUUCCUAUCAAAUUUUACUUUAAGGAGAACAAGUUCCAAAGUACUUUAUAUUUUCUAUGGAUUAUUUGUUUAAGCAACAAUGUCUGGAGAACAAUUUUCUUUAAUAUGGAAUAGUUUCCCAAGAAAUUUAUCUUCUGGUUUAUAUACUUUAUUAAUUGAUGAACAACUUGUUGAUGUAACUUUAACAGCUGAAGGCAAAAUUUUAAGGGCACAUAAGUUGAUAUUAUCAGUUUGUAGUACAUAUUUCAAUAGACUUUUCAAGGAAAAUUCUUGUAAACAUCCAAUUGUAAUACUAAAAGAUGUCAAUUAUCGUGAUUUAUCUGCUAUGCUUCAAUUCAUGUAUCAAGGGGAAGUUAAUAUUAAACAAGAGGAUAUUGGCAAUUUUUUAAAAGUAGCAGAAAUAUUGCAGAUAAAAGGGUUAACCACAGAAAGAAAUGAGAAAAAAGACAGAAUAUUGGAUAAUAAUAUCCAAGAAAUGGAUUGCUACUUUGAUAUAAAAACAGAUAGAGAAAAUCACCUUACUUCCGUAGAAGAUAUUUAUCAGUGUGAGAAAUUAACAAAAUCUUUAAAAUGUAAGAAGGUACAAAGAGAAAAUACAAUUCUUCCUUCAAGUUCUGUAAUAAAGAGUUUCAGUAUUAUGGAAAGAAAUGUAACAAAUGAAAUUCCUUAUCCCAAAAAAUUAGUUUCUCAUACAGAUUAUAGUCCACAAAGAACAUUAUUUAUCGAAACUUAUAAAAAUAUUGAUACUACAAAGGAACCAUUCGAUUGUACCUCUGACAUAAAUCACACAAAAACAAUACAAUACAAAUCCUCAAAUUAUAUGGAUGAUAUGGAUAUAAAAGCAAUGUAUAAAUCACAAAUGUUAAAUGAAGUAUUUUGUAAUAUUGAGAAUGUACAUAAAUCAGAUUCUGAAUCAGAUAUGCAUUUAAAAACUGCUAAUCAAUCUCUUGGUCUGACUAGUAUGGUGAUAGAAGAACGUAAAAACUUGACACAUGAUGCAGCUAAUUGUGGCGGAAAGUAUAGAUAUAUAAAAGGUGAUCCUAAUAGUACAUUAUCCCUGGAAACAACACUGCGUCUAGUUUCAGAAAUUAGACCAACAUUCUAUAUGGAAAAGGGUAAAUUAAUGCGGGUUUAUUCAUGUCCUUGGUGUCUUCGUAAUUUUACACGCAGAGAAAAUCUAAAAUUACAUGUUCGUUAUAUUCAUGGUCCACUUGAAAGUCUUACAUGUAAGCUUUGUGGCAAUAAAUAUAAAAACAGCAACAGCUUGCGUGUACACUCUUACCUUUAUCAUAAUGCUAAACGAGACAAACAUAAUAAAUCACUUGUAAAUAAUAAUAAUUAGAAAUGGACAAGAUUACAAGUAUUUUUGUAUACCACAAUAAUAAUAAUUAUUAAGAUAUUACAAGA